Daphnia carinata is the source of this 693-nucleotide messenger RNA. RefSeq names its product U6 snRNA-associated Sm-like protein LSm4. NCBI's taxonomy places the organism in Eukaryota, Metazoa, Arthropoda, Branchiopoda, Diplostraca, Daphniidae. The coding region runs from base 117 to 521 and encodes 134 amino acids. The record is from RefSeq and is a predicted model, not a curated record. The transcript is spliced from 5 exons. Gene Ontology annotation, biological process: nuclear-transcribed mRNA catabolic process; spliceosomal snRNP assembly; P-body assembly. Gene Ontology annotation, molecular function: U6 snRNA binding. Gene Ontology annotation, cellular component: spliceosomal tri-snRNP complex; P-body; U6 snRNP.
AUUUUUACAAAGGCAAGCAGACGGCAUUUUUCGUUGCAUGUGAAAAGUUUUUCACGUUUAACGUACUGAUAUCUUAGAGUAAUAGUUUUACCACCCGGCAAAACAAAAAGUGAAUCAUGUUACCCCUGUCGUUAUUGCGUACGGCGCAGAAUCACCCCAUGUUAGUAGAAUUGAAAAAUGGAGAAACUUACAAUGGUCACUUAGUGAGCUGUGAUAACUGGAUGAACAUCAAUUUACGAGAAGUCAUUUGCACAUCCAAGGAUGGUGACAGGUUCUGGAGAAUGCCAGAGUGCUAUAUAAGAGGUAGUACUAUUAAGUACCUGCGCAUUCCAGAUGAAGUUAUUGAUAUGGUGAAGGAAGAAGUUGUGGCCAAGGGUCGUGGUCGCAGUGAUGGCAAGGGUAGAGGUGGAGCCCAAAGAGGCAGAGGUGGUAAUAGAGGUUCUUUUGGAGCAUCUAGAGGUCGAGGUGCACCGUCGGGACGAGGAGGUGGAGGCGGUACCAACAAACCCCGUGGAAAGUAAAUCCUUAUUGUCAGAUGGUUUUUUUCCAAAUAUCGUCAGGUUUUCAUUUUCGCGCCACUUGCGGUCGUGACAGAGGCAGAAAAGCACAUAACUCAUACCUUGUUGUUCGCGUUUUUUCUGUCAAAUUUGUAUUUUGCUAACUCACACCCGAACAAUUAAUGUCGGAGAAAUA